GCGUCUCUCUGCUGCGGCGCGGGGACCGCUGUGCUCUCGGUAGGCGGCUGGGCUGGGUGGGCUCCGCACUUCCUUCCAGCUCCGUGCCGCGCGUCCCGGCACCCUUAGGCCCACUCCGGGAGGGGUCUGCGUCCUGGGCCCGCCUGCCGGCUGUUCCGUGUCCCGCCGUGCCCGUCGCGGGCGGCCUCGCGCCUGUUCCGCUGCAGGUUGGCCCCGGCGGCGGGAGCGCCCCCGAUCCGGACAAAGAAACGAGCGCUCGGUGCGACCAGCGGCGCGGGCGGCUUUGCCAGCGCGCGUGUGCUUGUGUCCGCGAGUGUGCGUGUGUGUGUGCAUUUGGAUGUGGAAUGCCGGGUGUUUCGGGAGCAAUGAGGUAACUCAGGCCCGGGAGGGAGCCCAGUCAUAUACCAGCAUCUAGGAUUGGUUUGUGUGAUUUGAACCCACUAUUUUUUAUUUUUUUGAGACACGGUGUCACUCUGUCACCCAGGUUGGAGUCCAGUGGCACGAUUUCUGCUCACUGCAGCCUCCACCUCCCGGCCUCAGGAAACGGGGUCUCUGGGGGAUCCAGUGACGUGCCCGACCACAGAGACCAGACCCCUCCUCCUGUAGAGAGUGGUGCUGCCCUCUCGGGAUGUACCUGCAGGUGGAGACCCGCACCAGCUCCCGCCUCCAUCUGAAGAGGGCUCCAGGCAUCCGGUCCUGGUCCCUGCUGGUUGGAAUCUUGUCGAUUGGCCUGGCUGCUGCCUACUACAGCGGAGAUAGCCUGGGCUGGAAGCUCUUCUACGUCACAGGCUGCCUGUUUGUGGCUGUGCAGAACUUGGAGGACUGGGAGGAAGCCAUCUUCGACAAGAGCACAGGGAAGGUUGUUUUGAAGACGUUCAGCCUCUACAAGAAGCUGCUGACUCUUUUCAGAGCUGGCCACGACCAGGUGGUGGUCCUGCUCCAUGAUGUCCGUGAUGUGAGCGUGGAGGAGGAGAAGGUCCGGUACUUCGGGAAGGGCUACAUGGUGGUGCUCCGGCUUGCGACGGGCUUCUCCCACCCCCUCACGCAGAGUGCAGUCAUGGGCCACCGCAGUGAUGUGGAAGCCAUCGCCAAGCUCAUCACCAGCUUCCUGGAGCUGCACUGCCUUGAGAGCCCCACAGAGCUGUCUCAGAGCAGCGACAGUGAGGCCGGUGACCCUGCAAGCCAGAGCUGACAGCCCCACUGUGCCUGAGCCCGUGCACCGCCCACAGGACCCGACCCGUGGCACAUUCCCGGUGUGCCUGAGCCCGUGCACCGCCCGCAGGACCCGUGGCACAUUCCCGGUGUGCCUGAGCCCGUGCACCGCCCGCAGGACCCGUGGCACAUUCCCGGUGUGCCUGAGCCCGUGCACCGCCCGCAGGAUCCGUGGCACAUUCCCGGUGUGCCUGAGCCUGUGCACCGCCCGCAGGACCCGUGGCCUUGGCUUCAGUCGGUGCCUCCAGCCGAGUUGGCCUAUUGCCUGCUCAUGCUGCUGCUUGCACACUGCAUGAAACAGCAGGCCAGACCAGGACACCCAGACCUUCUCCAUCGUGAGGCCUGGGCCUGCCUUUCUGCAGCCGGAGGUCUCGCCAGCCCUGGACUCCUGCUGUGGGCCACAGCAAGACCUCGGGUGAGUGGAGAGGCGGGGCCAGGCCGGGCCCUUGUGGGUGCUGAUGCUGCAUGUUGUCCCCAACACAGCGUCCUCUCCCUGGUGGACAUCCCCAGCGGUCAGGUGCUUCCCCAAGGGCAGUGAGGGGUGAACAUCCAGGGCCUACCUGGCUGUGCACGCUGCAGCCACACUGUGGAAGCUGCCCCUCCCCGAGGACCCGCCUCCCUUGCUGAUGCCAGGAUCUCGGCGCAUAGACCACUCUGCCCCAGUGGUCGUCACAGAAAGGUCUCUCUGUUCCUCACACUCAGCCUCAGCAUAAGCUGUGAGGCCAGAAAAAAGGUCAGCUCUUCUAGUAUCGUGCAGUGCUUAAAAACUGGGAGCUCCGACCGGGCGCAGUGGUUCAUGCCAGUAAUCCCAGCACUUUCGGAGGCCGAGGUGGGAGGAUUGCUUGAGGCCAGGAGUUCAAGACCAGCCUGGGCAACACAGCAAGCUCCUGUCUUUGUAAAAAAAACUAACCAAACAGGAAAAACUGGGAGAUUUUCUGCAGAAAUUGAGUUCCAGCCUCUCUCGAACCUGGGAAGACCUGGCAGGAGGGGCUCUCGGCUACAGACUUCUCCCCACCCCGUAGGAGCUGAACGCCAACCAUCCUGACCCGCCAGUGCUCUUGGUCUCCUGAGUGCACCCAGGUCCUCCCAGGUGCGGUGUGCACCGAGCGCGCCUGGCCUGAUGCCCUGGCCUGUGAGCUGGGGACUCCUGGGCCCUGUGAGCCCCUAGGUGGCAGGCCCAGGAAUGGCUGGGUAGGACAGGGAACACCUUUGCCCCACGUCUGGCUGUGACCUCGGUGAAAGCCGACAGGAGAGAGAUGGGACCCUCCUACUCAGCAGUGGCUGCCAGUCCCUCGUUGCAGGACAUGGUCAUCGUAACCAUAAAUAACCCUUCGCAUGUCA
Molecule: messenger RNA, 2553 nt
Organism: Pan troglodytes (chimpanzee)
Lineage: Eukaryota; Metazoa; Chordata; Mammalia; Primates; Hominidae
Gene: CYBC1
Product: cytochrome b-245 chaperone 1
Exons: 9
Coding region: 629-1192 (187 amino acids)
Source: RefSeq, a predicted model, not a curated record